Molecule: messenger RNA, 1547 nt
Organism: Gastrolobium bilobum
Lineage: Eukaryota; Viridiplantae; Streptophyta; Magnoliopsida; Fabales; Fabaceae
Product: formamidopyrimidine-DNA glycosylase-like
Exons: 11
Coding region: 62-1360 (432 amino acids)
Biological process (GO): base-excision repair
Cellular component (GO): nucleus
Molecular function (GO): DNA-(apurinic or apyrimidinic site) endonuclease activity; zinc ion binding; oxidized purine nucleobase lesion DNA N-glycosylase activity
Source: RefSeq, a predicted model, not a curated record
AGUGGCAUACGCAUAUCCAAAAAGAAGGCGGGAAAACGCCAUAGCCGAGAGAGUGUGAGCAAUGCCGGAGCUUCCGGAGGUAGAGGCGGCGAGGAGGGCCGUCGAGGAGAACUGUGUCGGCAAGAAGAUAAGCAAGUGCGUUGUUGCUGACGAUUCCAAAGUCAUCGACGGUGUCUCUCGCUCCGACUUCGAAGCUUCCGUCGUCGGCAAGAUCAUCGUCGCUGCUCGCCGGAAGGGCAAGAACAUGUGGCUUGAACUUGAUUCCCCUCCUUUUCCUUCUUUCCAAUUUGGCAUGGCUGGUGCUAUAUAUAUAAAGGGGGUUGCAGUAACAAAGUAUAAAAGGUCUGCUGUAAAUGACGAGGAUGAGUGGCCUUCCAAAUAUUCAAAAGUUUUCAUCAAGCUAGAUGAUGGUUUGGAGCUGUCUUUCACUGACAAAAGGCGAUUUGCUAAAGUUCGCUUGCUUAAAGAUCCGACGUCAGUGCCUCCCAUAUCUGAGCUUGGUCCUGAUGCACUUUCAGAACCUAUGACACUUAAGGAGUUUACUGAGUCUUUGCACAAGAAGAAAACUGAAAUCAAGGCUUUAUUACUUGACCAGAGCUAUAUUUCAGGUAUUGGGAAUUGGAUUGCUGAUGAAGUGCUAUACCAAGCAAGAAUUCAUCCACGGAAUAUUGCAUCUAGCCUGUCUGAAGAAAGCUGCUCAACUUUGUAUAAGUGCAUUAAAGAGGUUAUUCAAUUUGCGGUUGAAGUCGAUGCUGACUGUAGCUGUUUUCCUCUUGAAUGGUUAUUUCAUUUUCGAUGGGGAAAAAAGCCUGGAAAAAUAAAUGUUGAAGUUGGAGCAGAUAGUAGUCAAUUUCCCACUAGUUGGAUAUUUCAUUCACGUGAAAAAAAGCCCGGCAAGGCUUUUGUUGAUGGGAAAAAAAUUGACUUCAUGGCUGCUGGUGGCAGGACUACUGCUUACGUGCCAGAGUUGCAAAAGCAAACUGGAUCACAAGAUGCAAAAGAAACUGGUAAGCCUAGGAGGCAAGCCUCAAAAAAGAAAAUAAGUAUAGAUGAUGAUAACGACGAUGACACUGAGAAACCAACAAACGGGGAAGAGGAGAAUUUAGGAAGUCUCAAAUCAAAAAAGAGAACAAAUGCUGGAGCUGAAGGUAGGAAGCCUUCCAAAAAGAAAAAGUCUAAGGAAAGUGAUGAUGACAAUGAUGGUGAUGCUGGUACUGAUGACGAUGUUGAUAGUGAUCAGGUUGAAAAGAAGAAACCCGGCCAGGUGACAAAUAGUAAACAAGCUAGGGGAGAAAAGCAAUUAAAGAAAAGAGUUCCAAGCAGGCAAAGUAGUAGAAGUGCUGGAAGGAAAGCCAAGUAGCAACUAUUCUGCAACUUAGGUUCUCUGCAUUAUGUUGUCUUUAUGAUCUGUUGGCUGUGCUAAAAUCAUGGCUACUAUAUAGUCAUGUAAUUUAUACAUGUUAACCAGAAAAAUGGAUGGUUGAAUCCAUUCAGCUUUUGUAACUAUUGUUAAUACUCACCUCCUAUGCGCAAGAUAUUUUUUUUGU